Suncus etruscus (white-toothed pygmy shrew) is the source of this 2306-nucleotide messenger RNA. It is a transcript of the gene SLC25A13, whose product is annotated as solute carrier family 25 member 13. The transcript has 18 exons. Gene Ontology annotation, molecular function: calcium ion binding; L-aspartate transmembrane transporter activity; L-glutamate transmembrane transporter activity. The record is from RefSeq and is a predicted model, not a curated record. Lineage: Eukaryota; Metazoa; Chordata; Mammalia; Eulipotyphla; Soricidae. The coding region runs from base 127 to 2145 and encodes 672 amino acids. Gene Ontology annotation, biological process: malate-aspartate shuttle; aspartate transmembrane transport; L-glutamate transmembrane transport.
CGGGCAGUCUCGCAGCCACCGCAGCCGCCCGCCCGGGAUCGCGCCCGGGACUGAAUCGUGCAAGUUCCCAAUCGGCGUGGGGGAGCCAGGGAGUGGGUCCCGCAGCCGCCCGCACCCGGGGCGAACAUGGCGGUCUCCAAGGUGGCUUUAACCAAGAGAGCAGAUCCAGCUGAGCUUAGAGCAAUAUUUUUGAAGUAUGCAAGUAUUGAAAGAAGUGGUGAAUUUUUUAUGUCUCCCAAUGAUUUCGUCACUCGAUAUUUGAACAUUUUUGGAGAAAACCAACCUAAUCCAAAGACUGUGGAACUUCUAGGUGGUGUGGUGGAUCAGACUAAAGAUGGGUUAAUAUCUUUUCAGGAAUUUGUAGCAUUUGAAUCUGUCCUGUGCGCCCCAGAUGCUUUGUUUAUGGUGGCCUUUCAACUGUUUGACAAAGCUGGCAAAGGAGAAGUUACGUUUGAGGAUGUUAAGCAGGUGUUUGGACAAACCACAAUUCAUCAACGUAUUCCAUUUAACUGGGAUUCAGAAUUUGUGCAACUCCACUUUGGAAAAGAAAGAAAAAGACACCUGACAUAUGCGGAAUUUACUCAAUUCUUACUGGAAAUACAGCUGGAACAUGCAAAGCAAGCCUUUGUGCAAAGAGACACUGCCAAGACUGGAAAAGUGACAGCCAUUGAUUUCAGAGACAUCAUGGUCACCAUUCGUCCCCAUGUCUUAACACCUUUUGUAGAAGAAUGUUUAGUAGCUGCUGCUGGGGGCACCACAUCCCAUCAAGUUAGUUUCUCAUAUUUUAAUGGAUUUAACUCGCUCCUUAACAACAUGGAACUCAUUAGAAAGAUCUACAGCACCCUGGCUGGCAAUAGAAAAGAUGUAGAGGUGACUAAGGAGGAGUUUGUGCUGGCUGCUCAGAAAUUCGGUCAGGUUACACCCAUGGAAGUUGACAUCUUGUUUCAAUUAGCAGAUUUAUUUGAACCACGAGGGCGAAUGACCUUGGCAGAUAUUGAGCGGAUUGCUCCUCUAGAAGAGGGAACUCUGCCCUUUAACGUGGCUGAGACACAAAAGCAGAAGAAAGCUUCAGUUGAUUCAUCCCGACCAAUUCUCCUUCAAGUUGCAGAGUCAGCCUACAGGUUUGGUCUGGGUUCUAUUGCUGGAGCUGUGGGAGCCACUGCUGUGUAUCCCAUUGAUCUUGUGAAAACUCGAAUGCAGAACCAAAGAUCCACUGGUUCUUUUGUGGGAGAACUAAUGUAUAAAAACAGCUUUGACUGUUUCAAGAAAGUACUACGGUAUGAAGGCUUCUUUGGACUAUAUAGAGGUUUGCUGCCACAACUAUUAGGAGUUGCUCCAGAGAAGGCCAUAAAACUUACAGUGAAUGAUUUUGUGAGGGAUAAAUUUAUGGACAAAGAUGGUUCGAUUCCACUUACAGCAGAAAUUCUUGCUGGAGGCUGUGCUGGAGGCUCCCAAGUGAUUUUCACAAAUCCUUUGGAAAUUGUUAAGAUCCGUUUGCAAGUGGCUGGAGAAAUCACUACUGGUCCACGCGUCAGUGCCCUGUCUGUCUUACGUGAUCUAGGGUUAUUUGGAAUCUACAAGGGUGCCAAGGCAUGCUUCUUGCGAGACAUUCCUUUCUCUGCCAUAUACUUCCCCUGUUAUGCUCACAUGAAAUCUUCCUUUACAAAUGAAGAUGGUCAUAUUAGUCCUGGAAGCCUGCUCUUAGCUGGUGCCAUAGCUGGUAUGCCUGCGGCAUCCUUAGUGACCCCUGCUGAUGUUAUCAAGACUCGAUUACAGGUGGCUGCCAGGGCUGGCCAGACUACUUACAAUGGUGUGAUAGACUGCUUUAGGAAGAUUCUGCGGGAAGAAGGCCCAAAGGCUUUGUGGAAAGGAGCUGCUGCCCGUGUGUUUAGAUCCUCUCCCCAAUUUGGUGUGACUUUGCUGACCUAUGAAUUGCUACAGCGAUGGUUCUACAUCGAUUUUGGAGGAGUGAAACACACAGGAUCAGGAUCAGGCUCUAAAUCUGGGCUCACAAUGCCUACUCCCAAUCCUGAUCAUGUUGGAGGCUAUAAACUGGCAGUCACAACAUUUGCAGGAAUUGAAAAUAAAUUUGGACUUUACCUACCUCUCUUCAAGUCAUCUACCUCAAAAGUUACUGAAAAGUGAAAGACUCUAGGAGGACUGAGCCUGGGAUAUUGCUGCUGCUUUGUGGUUACUGCAGGAAAGAACAUAGCACCUUGGAUUGGAGUGAUUUUUUUUUUUUUCACUUAACUUGCAUUUCUAGUUUAAAAUUCUACUAAGGGCUUUUUAUAAAGUGAAAUCAUUUA